AUGAGUUUGAAGUUGCUAGAGAGGCAGAUUAGUGAGAUCACUUCACCAGUAGAUUCCCUGGAGUCCACUGUGAAUGCUUCAAUAGAGACAAAGGUGCAGGCCGAGCUCCAAUCUUGGUUUGCCGCCUUCCUCCAACAGAUGGAAGAGUCUAGCCAAAUUCCAAACAUUCUUCAUUCCGACAGGACAUGGCUAAAAGAGUACUGGGCNGAGUUUGAAGUUGCUAGAGAGGCAGAUUAG
Molecule: messenger RNA, 237 nt
Organism: Ilex paraguariensis (yerba mate)
Lineage: Eukaryota; Viridiplantae; Streptophyta; Magnoliopsida; Aquifoliales; Aquifoliaceae
Source: the annotation of a GenBank genome assembly